ACAAUUUUCUAACAUUGAUUCGGUCUCUAUCAUUAAUUUCAUUCUCUGCUUUUUUAUUCUUACAACUCGAAUUUUCGUUCCAGUUGUAAUAAUGAGAGGUGAAGAUGAUCACUAUCUUUCACGUAUGAAAAAAGAUUGGCCAAAUAUACGUGAUAAAGUGACCAAGGCGUUAGAGGAAGCGUUGUUGCGCAAAGCUAAGUCUCCUUCAUCACGCAUUAUCAAGUUUGACCUUAACGAACCUCCUCCUCCUGAUACGGAUGAAGAAGAGCAGAUCAAUGAAGCAGAGAUAAGAUACCAUAAAGUUUCUAGUGGAGCUUCUUCUAGGUUUUGUAGCAACAUUGACCUUAACAAGUCCCCGAGAGAAGAGCCACCAAACCACGAUCACAACAUCACUAAGAACCUACUAAACCCUAAUCCUGGCAAGAGACCUCUCAAGCGAAAGGGAAGGGGUAGUGGUAGGUUGGAUAAGGCAAAGAAGCAAAGACUCAAAGCUGCUUUGGAAGUAGAAGACGCGAAGCUCGUCUUUGAGAAGACUUUGUCCGUGAGUGAUGUCAACCCAAACCAGAGCCGUUUCUUAAUCCCUUUCAAAAAGCUAAAAAGAAACGACUUCUUGACUCAAGAGGAAUCGAGUUUCUUAGAACAAGAAGAAGGCAACAAGGGCGGGAAGCCUGGAGUGGAAGCGUUUCUCGUGGACCAAAGGUCUGAAGCUUGGAGUUUGGUUUUCAAGAGAUGGGUGAUGAAGAAGAAGGAGAGCUCUCAAAAGGGUACAUUGAACUACGUUUUGAACCGUGGCUGGAACGACAUCGUUAAGGAGAAUAAGUUGAAAGCCAAAGACAAGAUUAGUCUCUGGUCUUUUAGGUGCGACGGUGUCCUCUGCUUUUCCCUAGUUAGUAACUAGUAGUUACUCAUCCUCCCACCAUUAGCACAUAGUAGCUCUUCUGCUAUCCCUAGCUCAUGAUUGUUUUUCUCUUUUUUUUUUUGCAUGUGGUAAAUUCUUCAUUGAUAUGGACUCUAGGUUUUUUAAGGACGUUUAGUUAGUAGGGUUUUUGGUUUAGUGACUAGUUACAAAAAUUAUAUGUUGGGUUUUUUUGGUUGACAUCUUUGUUGGAAUUCUUCUUCAUUGUUCGUACGUAGAUGAC
Messenger RNA from Raphanus sativus (radish), 1139 nucleotides. Its product is annotated as putative B3 domain-containing protein At3g24850. The record is from RefSeq and is a predicted model, not a curated record. NCBI's taxonomy places the organism in Eukaryota, Viridiplantae, Streptophyta, Magnoliopsida, Brassicales, Brassicaceae. Gene Ontology annotation, molecular function: DNA binding. The coding region runs from base 92 to 898 and encodes 268 amino acids. The transcript has a single exon.